Molecule: messenger RNA, 4606 nt
Organism: Pseudomyrmex gracilis
Lineage: Eukaryota; Metazoa; Arthropoda; Insecta; Hymenoptera; Formicidae
Product: tachykinin-like peptides receptor 99D
Exons: 5
Coding region: 2909-4267 (452 amino acids)
Biological process (GO): G protein-coupled receptor signaling pathway
Cellular component (GO): plasma membrane
Molecular function (GO): tachykinin receptor activity
Source: RefSeq, a predicted model, not a curated record
GAUCGACGUUAUCCGUAGAUGGAUUCGGCAAUUCGCCAAGAAUUCGUGAAAACACACGCCAUAUACAAGAACUGCGGGGAUUCUAUGGAGACAAGAUUAAUUAGAAUGAGGAUCCUUCGUGCUUGAAAUAGAAAAACGCAACGACGCAUGUUCUCAUCCCCAACGUCUAAUCUGACGAAAAGUGUAAUAUUUUUCCAUUGUCGGCGUAACCAACGGACGAAUUUGCUGCUCGGAGUUCGUUUCGUGAUUCUUGUAAAAAGUUUCUCGCCUUGAUGUUUCGCAAAAGCUCGGACUUUUUACUAACUUUCACAGAUUAUACAUCCCGUAAUCAACAUACAGCAGUUAAACGCGUCGCUCUCGAGGAACUUUCUUAUCGAUCGCAAACACGAAACAAACUUUCUUCCAGCGCGUUUUGGAAGAGCGCGAAAUUUCCUUGAAAACGCAACGCGAGCCGUCACUUUCCUUCAUCUCUCGCUAAUGCGCCUUUGGCUAUGAACCAACAUUUUCACUUUACGCACGAUAAACGCCACGAAUGUGUAACAAAAUCUUGAAGUCAAAUUGAAAAUUAACGAGAUCUUGUUUGCGCCAGGCACAAAUUUCCGGCCGUUCUAACGGAAUCGAGAAAGGAUCGCGAACAACGUCAUCGUAGCGAAGAAAAAUGCGCAAGUUUCGUUCCACUUUAGAAUUCUCGGCGCAUCGCCGAACGACGAAAAACGAAACCAACAUAAUAAAACGACGAGUGACGUGUGCGCAAGGUGUGCUGUAAAAAAAUGACAAGAACUCUCAAACGAAGUUUCACUUCCGGAUAUCGUCAACUCUCACUUGAACGUGACCAUCACGCGAAGGGUAUGUUUACGCAACAAAAAGACCGACGAGGAGCAACGCAAAAUCGUGACAUUUCAUUAGCGACGUGUUGUGAAAAAUUACCCAAUCGGUUACGGGAGCGAAGAGUUAAAAUAGAACGUCACUUUUCCAUCCGCACAAAACGUGAUAAGAAAACCGGACGAGCUCAGUUUUACACGUUGCCGCAAUAUACAACGUUACGCGCAAAAAAAGGCGUUGAGUUAUGAACAGAAUAAAGGUUUGACGAGAAUCGUCGCAAAACCACGGCUCCAUUAGGCGCUCGUAUCGUCGCACAUGAUAGAGCGGGGCGAUACUUUUUUUGCGGAGGCGAGCAAACGUCAGACAACGAACCUUACACACACCGAAAUUUCUGAGAGCCGGAAUUUAUCCUCGUCCGCAUCCGAUGUUUCGCGAGAAACAUCGGCGACGUGCUAACACGCAAGAACGGUCUUGUCAUAAAACGAGCGAAUGUCACGACGACGCAUCAACGACAUUUUUAGUAAUCGUUAAGCGGAACGGGACGACAGGAUACGAGAACUAGAAGCAACGGCGGCGAGAUUAAACGCGAAACUGUCAUAAAGUAGGAGAAAAAUCAUCAGAGGCUUCUCUCUGUGAGAUAUAUUGUAAUAAGCAACGCGCGACCACUGAUCUCGUCCGUCUUCUAGAAAAAGAAGCGAGUCGAUACAAAAAAAGAUUGACGACGAUGACGACGAUUGUCAAAGAAAAAGGGUUACAUUGAAAAUCGGAAGCUCCAAGUAUAUCGGGAAAAAAGUGUACUCAUCUUGGGCGAAUAAACCGUGGGGACACAAUGGACCAUCAUUCAGCAACGAUCGCUCGGCGGCUCGGGAUUGAAUACUGCGGAAGGCGCUCGUGCAUGAAAUGCAAGUAGAAGUGCACUCGAACGUCGAAGCCCGGUGUUGUCGAUCGAGUCGACGUUACCGUAGCACGUAGAAUAAUCGACAAAAAAGCACACGGAGAAUCGUGCCGAUACUAUCGAUACGGCCGUGCCACUUUGGCGAAACUAAUGAAAUGGUGCGCCGCAAGAAGGUACAAUCGUUACGACGGACUCGAUAAACGAGAAAGUAAGUUCGAAUUAACGGUUUCCGGUAAUCAAUCGGUGUUCGUGAGCGCGUGACACAAGCCGGUAGAAACGAAGCGAUUCCGCCCCGUUACCGGCGCGGAUUUUUCAAUCAAGAUCGGCCGAACGGAAAAACGCGAUUUGUCGCACGCACAAUCUAUUGCGAUGGGACGCGUUGAAAUUAAAGGUUCGCAUUUGGAACAAUCAACGCGUUUUCACGGAAAAUCCACCUCGAACGAGAGACUCGGAAGUGCGUGAAGUGGAUUCUCCGCCGCGACGUCGAGAAGAUCGAUGGAUGGUCGCCGACAUUUUGACCGCGACCCAGAAACUCUUCUCGCGGACAACGCGUAGCCAAGGCGAAAAAUUCAAGCGACGAUGCUUCGAUCACGUAGUGUGUCAAGCGGAACACGAUGCAAGUCACGGUGUUACGUCGACGCGAUCGCAAAAGCUCGCGCUCAGACGGCCAGGUAUGUGCGAUCGGAAUAUGUAAGUUAUUCUCUUCGAAAGACGCUGGCUCCGUUAUAGUUUCUGACCGCAGCUAAUUUUAUUCAUCCCGCCUUCUCGAAAUUAAGCGCCGAGCGAAUAUUGCGAGUAUUCCGAGCAUUCUGAGAAUUAUUCUCCGGAAGAGAAAUGAACGCGAUAGAUGGGCGCACUUAACGAUCGAUCGAUGUACAAAGUUUCUCUAUGACGCCAUCUCGGUGUUACAAUCGUGUCAACGGUUAUCAGUUUCCCUCAGAUGUGUGCCCAGAAAGGAGAAAACGCAAGUAACGAAUUACAAACGAGGUGACGAAGAUUACACUCUUUGACCGAAGGCGCUCGAGAUCGCGUUAAGUUCGAGAUAAGAAAUAGCAGCGUGAGAAAAUUACGAACGUAAAAAUGAACAUUUUUAAACGAUAGACGAGUAAAAACAUAAAGAAAACACACACACACACACACAUACGGUAGUCUUCCGCUCCUGUAAUAAAUCAACGAGAGCCACGCAAAGAAAUGCAGAGCCUCGACGACUUGACAACGUUCGACUCCACGUCUCUCCCUUGGAACGUGUCGUCACUGUGGCUCGACAAUGAUACCUAUUACAACAGCACCAACUACACAGACUUGGAGCUGGGGGGGAAUCAAUUCGUGUUGCCGUGGUGGCGUCAGAUGAUCUGGACGCUUCUGUUUACUGGUAUGAUCAUCGUGGCGACCGGCGGCAAUCUGAUAGUGAUAUGGAUUGUGUUGGCGCACAGGCGGAUGCGUACCGUCACCAACUAUUUCUUGGUAAACCUGAGCAUCGCAGACGCCAUGGUAUCCACCUUGAAUGUCACCUUCAAUUACAUCUACAUGCUCAACAGCCACUGGCCCUUUGGCACGCUCUACUGCAAGAUUUGCCAGUUCAUCGCGGUUCUUACGAUAUGCGCCAGCGUCUUCACUCUGAUGGCGAUAUCUAUCGAUCGAUACAUGGCCAUCGUGAAUCCUUUGAAACCACGUAUGGGAAAAAAGGCGACUCUGUGUGUGGCGAUCGUUAUUUGGAUCGUCAGUGCGAUACUUUCCCUGCCGAUGCUGAUUUUCUACACAACUUACACCCACAUCUUCGUGAACGGCGAGGUCCGUGUUAUUUGCUACAGCGACUGGCCGCACAGAAACGAGAAUGGACACAGUUACGACGAAUAUUUGUACAACGUUAUCUUCAUGAUAUUGACGUACUUUUUGCCGAUUGGAUCUAUGACGUUCACGUACGCCCGAGUCGGCCUGGAAUUGUGGGGCUCCCAAAGUAUCGGGGAAGCUACAGCUAGACAGCUCGAGAACAUACGGAGCAAACGAAGGGUCGUAAAAAUGAUGAUGGUUGUAGUGGUAAUAUUUGCAGUUUGCUGGCUUCCGUUUCACGUGUACUUCAUAGUUGUGUCUUACGUACCGGAAAUUACAAACAAACCGUACAUUCAGGAGGUCUUUUUGGGUAUAUAUUGGUUGGCAAUGUCCAACAGCAUGUACAACCCUAUAAUUUAUUGUUGGAUGAAUACUAGAUUUCGCCGUGGAUUCGCUCAGGUCUUCUCCUGGUGUCCGUGGGUGCGGGUGACGACUGAGCCGUCUUUGUCACGUUCAGAGGCUGUGACGUCCCGAUACAGCUGUACCGGUAGCCCGGACAUGCAUGCCAGAAUAUCGCGGAACGGUACGUCCACGUGCACUCUUUCGGAAGAGCACACUUGUAGCACCGUUUCCACAACGCCUAGGAGCGAGUCGCAUCUAGAAGACGCUAACUCGGCUGAGGAGAAAAACGCGCGAACUUCCUCCAUAUGCUUACGCACAUUGGCCCCCAUAUUAGUCGCCGACGACGGUAAUUCGUACGAAGAAAGCACCUUGCAGUGACUUCCCGCAAAAAAUUCGAUAUCGAUCAUGAUCGAUUUCACGAGCAUCGGAAGAUUAGCACGCCCGUUUCUUCGUCAGACGCGUUUAACGUUAAAUAAAUACUAUAAUUCUUGUCUGAUAUAAAAAAACUAAAACUAUUUCUGACGUAAACUUGCAAUUUGCUCGCAAUUCGAUUAAGAUAGUAAUAAAAAUCGAAUAUACAUUUACUCGAAUGUGUACACAAUAUAUACGGAUUGUUUCGUAUAGCGUGGUUAAAUAUCGAUCUCGAGGGAAGUCUGAACGAAAGGUAAUAAACGCGAAGUAAACACGAUAGAGACUGAACUAUGAUUGCGUGUUUUU